AUGGCGGCUGAGAUGACCUGCAACAUGAGGAUUGAUCUGACCAGACAGUGUUAUUCUUAUGAUCCAACAUCAAAUCCCAAUAUUCAGGUGACACAAAAGCUUUGGUGCUCACUGAACUCAAACACAGCCGAGUGUUUAAACCCUCCGUAUGUUUAUAACAGCUCAUCAAACACCAGCUCAGACUUUGAGUACGCUGGAGACGACAAAUCAAACUGCACUUUAUUAAUCCACAAUCUACAGUUCAGUUAUUCUGGAGAGUACAGAUUCAGAUUUAUAACUGCUAAUCCUGAUGACAGAUACACAGGUGUUCCUGGAGCGACUCUACAAGUUGCAGAUUUAAAGGUGUCACUAAUCAGGCUCAGUGGAAACGGGACCCUUAAACAAGGAGACUCGUUAAAUCUGACGUGUGAUGUGAACUGCACACACAGUUCCUCACAGUUCAUGUGGUCUAAGAACAACAAGCUCUUACCUGAAUCAGGACCCGUUCUUCACUUUCCUGCUCUAACCGUGAGGGAUUCUGGGAAUUACACCUGCACUUGGAAAACCAACGAGGCCUCAAGAUCUGAAACGAUCAGCCUUCACGUCGAGGGUGAAAAUCCUGAUCAGUGGUUAAUCUGGAUCAUUGUCUCGGUGUCAGUUGGAGUGAUUUUCAUCGUCUCAGUCAUCGUAGGAGCUGUGAUUUACAGGAGUGUCCACACUGAGCAGCAGAAGAAGGAGGACGCUGCUGAUAUCUACGUUAACGUCCAAGAGAAUGAGGAUGGUGCUAAUAUCUACGCGAAUGUCCAGAAGGAGGAGGACGGUGAUGGUGUUCUCACUCAGGACAAAAGUCGUUGGUCUGUGAAAUAUCCUGAUAAUCCGAUCUGUGCUGUGAGAGGAUUCAGUGUCUCCAUUCCCUGCAGUUAUUAUUAUGAUCCAACAUCAAAUCCUAAUAUUCAGUUGAGGAAAAAGUUUUGGUGCUCAAUGAACUCAAACACAGAUUUCUGUUUAAACCCUCCGUAUGUUUAUAACAGCUCAUCAAACACCAACUCAGACUUUGAGUCCGCUGGAGACGACAAAUCAAACUGCACUUUAUUAAUCCACAAUCUACAGUUCAGUUAUUCUGGAGAGUACAGAUUCAGAUUUAUAACUGCUAAUCCUGAUGACAGACGGACAGGUGAUCCUGGAGCGACUCUACAAGUUGCAGAUUUAAAGGUGUCACUAAUCAGGCUCAGUGGAAACGGGACCCUUAAACAAGGAGACUCGUUAAAUCUGACGUGUGAUGUGAACUGCACACACAGUUCCUCACAGUUCAUGUGGUCUAAGAACAACAAGCUCUUACCUGAAUCAGGACCCGUUCUUCACUUUCCUGCUCUAACCGUGAGGGAUUCUGGGAAUUACACCUGCACUUGGAAAACCAACGAGGCCUCAAGAUCUGAAACGAUCAGCCUUCACGUCGAGGGUGGACGUUGGUCUGUGAAAUAUCCUGAUAAUCCGAUCUGUGCUGUGAGAGGAUUCAGUGUCUCCAUUCCCUGCAGUUAUUCUUAUGAUCCAAAAGCAAAUCCCAAUAUUCAGUUGAGGAAAAAGUUUUGGUGCUCACUGAACUCAAACACAGGCACGUGUGUAAACCCUCCGUAUGUUUAUGACAGCUCAUCAAACACCAACUCAGACUUUGAGUACGCUGGAGACGACAAAUCAAACUGCACUUUAUUAAUCCACAAUCUACAGUUCAGUUAUUCUGGAGAGUACAGAUUCAGAUUUAUAACUGCUAAUCCUGAGGACAGAUGGACAGGUGUUCCUGGAGCGACUCUACAAGUUGCAGAUUUAAAGGUGUCACUAAUCAGGCUCAGUGGAAACGGGACCCUUAAACAAGGAGACUCGUUAAAUCUGAUGUGUGAUGUGAACUGCAGACACAGUUCCUCACAGUUCAUGUGGUCUAAGAACAACGAGCUCUUACCUGAAUCAGGACCCGUUCUUCACUUUCCUGCUCUAACCGUGAGGGAUUCUGGGAAGUACACCUGCACUUGGAAAACCAACGAGGCCUCAGAAUCUGAAACGAUCAGCCUUCACGUCGAGGGUGAAAAUCCUGAUCAGUGGUUAAUCUGGAUCAUUGUCUCGGUGUCAGUUGGAGUGAUUUUCAUCGUCUCAGUCAUCGUAGGAGCUGUGAUUUACAUCAGGAGAUGUGAGGAGCUGAAGGAGGACGAUUCAGACAUCUACACCACAGUACAGUACAAUACAUUCACCAUCAACUGAUCACACUUUCACACCUCACUUACUUCAUCCCAGACUUCGGUGUGUGUGUGUGUGUGUGUGUGU
Molecule: messenger RNA, 2292 nt
Organism: Neoarius graeffei (lesser salmon catfish)
Lineage: Eukaryota; Metazoa; Chordata; Actinopteri; Siluriformes; Ariidae
Exons: 11
Coding region: 1-2229 (742 amino acids)
Source: RefSeq, a predicted model, not a curated record